This is a messenger RNA of Botrytis fragariae, 1905 nucleotides long. RefSeq lists its product as uncharacterized. Lineage: Eukaryota; Fungi; Ascomycota; Leotiomycetes; Helotiales; Sclerotiniaceae. The record is from RefSeq and is a predicted model, not a curated record. Bases 1 to 1905 code for a protein of 634 amino acids. The transcript has a single exon.
AUGAAUCAUCCAUCAUCCAGAGAAGAUAUCACAACUACUACAAAACAAGAUUCGAAGUCAACAACCCCAGACGAAAAGAUUGACACUACUGUGGACGCAUCUCACUCUUUAUCGAGAUCCUCGCUCAAUCAAAUCAUGGAUUGCACAGUAAGGGACACAUUGUCCAGUUCUCCAGUCGAAAUCAAAGAACUUAAGGGCGCCCUCAUCAGCAUUCCACAAGAAAUUCGGGACAUGAUUUACUCAUACCUCCUAGUCAACCCGGUCCUAGGACAAGCCGCUUCAGUCUCGUCAGAAACCACUUAUGGCAGUACUCAGAAGUACAAUCUCGAGACUGCAAUCCUUUAUGUGUGUAAACAAACAUACCAGGAAGGCAUUUCCAUCUUGUACAAGAACCCUAUUUUCAUAGACUGCAGCAACAGUCCUGGUGAUUGGGAAUUCAUAGAUGGUGUGUUCGAUGAAAGUUUGGAAGUUGAAGAAGACGAACGAAAUGGAAUCCUGGAGCCCUGUAUCAUCAACCUCUGCCCAUUAACUCGUUACACAAAUUGGCAGCCUAAAGAACAUCAAGACAAGCCGUUGUUUCGCGAUACCCCAAAUAUUGAGAAAGUGGAGAAUUGGAACGUCCUCUUGAACUCUUUCGAACCAAAAUGUCUCAGCUCAAAUGCUUUCGCUGAAUUUUGUAUUUCAGUGUAUCGGUAUCCGAAUGUCUCCCUAAACAUCUCAAUUUUGCCCAUGAUCUUCCAUGAAUGGCAAACCGACACAGAAGCAAUAUCAUUUGUCUUGGAUGGAGGUCUGGUUAACAAUCUGCUACCAUUAAAGAUGGUGCGGAAUAUUAAGAGACUUGUUAUCAAAUGUGCUGAAAUCCCUGUGAUUCCGGACUACUGUUAUGACCGAGAUCAUGACAGAAAGCUAUGGCCUGCGGACUUGAGCGUACCUGACUUACCUUCGCCGGAGCUCAUUAGCGAAUACGUCAAGCUCACUAGCGGGGCCACUCCUAUUAUUGAAUGUGUGACUCUUCUCGGGGAAAGAUUGAAGGAGUAUUUCUGGUUGUUCCAUCGUGCAGAAUUUGUCGUUAUCAACAGAGAGUUCGCUGGCCUUCGACGCAGUAUCCGAGUCUAUGACAUUUCGAUUCGCCCGCCCGAGGCCGUCGGUGGUGGACUGGUCAUUCAAGAAGACGAACAAAGUUUCCUCGACUGCGGAGAACUAGUCGAAGCUAUCAGAGAUCCUUCUCUUGAGCACACUGAAACCGCCGAGGACGUUCUCCGUUUCAAGCAGUAUCGAAAAGAGUUACUUGGAGUACUAGAGCCGGAAUACCAGAAUAUUCGUGCUUGUUCCAUUAAAUUUCGAGAGUUUCUUCAAAGCGAAAGCGGCCCAACCGGGGUUUUUGUGAUUGGGCCUUCUAGAGCUGUUGAUCCACUGGAUUACUGGACCAGAGUGACAAGAGCCAUGGAAGUAUUAGAGUAUUACGAAUACUCAUUUGCAAGGGGAAAUACAGAAAAACUAAGGCUUUCUUUGGCAGAAAAAAACAAGUACUUUGUGUUGGCGUAUGAUUCGGUUGAGUCAGGGAAAGUGAUGAAGAAGAUGGCCUGGGCAUACGAAAGGAGGAUGUGGAAGAAGCUUAUGCUUUAUUACAAAAUCGCCAUUGGACGCAUGGAAAAGCACUAUUUCAAAAUAAGAUGGUGCCGAAAAGAUCUGUUCAAAUGGGAUAUUUCAGACAGAGGCUCUGAUCUGGACACCCACUCCGAUGUGGUGGAGGCAAUUGUUUGGCCUAAGCCAGAGUCAAAUGCACAACUCGACCGGGAGCAUAUAAUCGAGAUUUCCAAGGGUGAGACAAGUGAUGAAGAUCUUGAGUAUUCUCCAUGCCUCGGACAGAAUGGUGAUGACGAUGACGAUGAUGAUGCUAGGUAG